UGUUUCAGGUGCUGAAUCGCACACUAUCAGAUGGAAGGAAGUAAAGGGAUCUGUGCACUGAUCAUUGUCCUCCUGUGUUUCAUGCAAGAUUUUGCAUCAUGCUCCGACAUUUUGCAAGGUCCUCAGAAUGUGACGGCCCUCACUGGUUCCAAUGCCAGCUUCACCUGCACCGUACGGACUGGAUGGCAGAGCAUUUCCUGGUACCUGAAAGAUGUUUAUGUUGUCACCAUCUCCACUUCAGGGACCCUUGUUAGUAACAACCAUAUAGUAGUAAGGAACAGCACAAAUAGCAUCGAUGGAGCGUUCACCACUGAAAUGACUAUCAUCAACGUCAACAAGAGCAAUUCUGGGACAGUUAGAUGCAGCAGCCUCUCGGCAUCGUUUAAAGAUGCCUACCUCACGGUUCAAGUAAUGGGAUCGGUCCAGGUAUCUAACGGCAGCUCCAUCACCGUGACCCCCAACUCCACAGUAUACAUCUCCUGCCAGGCCUCAGGAUGGUACCCUACUCCUACCAUCACCUGGAAAAUAAACAACACAGCGGCAAGUAGUAUAUAUUACACUACUGACUACACUACAGGAACUGAUGACUUAGUAAGUGCAGUGAGCACCUUCAUCAUCGUCCCAGAAGCAGAUACAAAUUUAACCUGCUUGGCUACAGUACAGAUGCUGAAUACACCCCUGUCUACAACGGUGUCCAUAGCAGUGCGGGAGUAUAUCCCAGGUUCUAACUCUGGCUUGAGCCAAACGGCCAUUAUCCUCAUUGCUGUCUUUGCAUCGAUUGGAGGGCUCCUGCUCCUGAUUGUCCUCAUCGCCAUUAUAGUGAUAUUCUGCUGCAAGAAGAAGAAGAAAAAGAAAGCGUUGUCAACAUAA
Messenger RNA from Nanorana parkeri, 870 nucleotides. It is a transcript of the gene IGSF5, whose product is annotated as immunoglobulin superfamily member 5. The transcript has 5 exons. Gene Ontology annotation, biological process: cell-cell adhesion. Bases 31 to 870 code for a protein of 279 amino acids. The record is from RefSeq and is a predicted model, not a curated record. Lineage: Eukaryota; Metazoa; Chordata; Amphibia; Anura; Dicroglossidae.